This is a messenger RNA of Closterium sp. Naga37s-1, 8505 nucleotides long. Lineage: Eukaryota; Viridiplantae; Streptophyta; Zygnematophyceae; Desmidiales; Closteriaceae. The record is from the annotation of a GenBank genome assembly.
AUCCUGUCCAAAUUCGCUGCACCCGCCACAACCCCUCUCGGCUCCUCCUCCGCAUCUGCCCCCCUCCCCGAGCCUCCGCCGAAGCAGCCCCUGAUGGCUCGGCUGUUCAACAUCCUGGGGCACUUCUCCAUGCUGCUCUUCUUCGUCUCCCUUAUAGUGCUCCCCACGCACUUCAUACAGCGCGCCAAGGGCCUGCCAGGCGUGCAGCUGCUGCUGCUGGAUCUGCCAGACGGGGUGAUGGAGCUGCUGUGCACGGCUGUCAUUGUGCUCUCUGCUGAGAGGGCUCUUUUCCGGCUGAGGAAUAUCAUAACAUCGCGGCUCUUGAGAAGCGUGCAGCUGUUGCUGCUGGACCUGCCUGACGGGGUGAUGGAGCUGCUGUGCACGGCUGUCAUUGUGCUCAGUGCUGAACGGGCUCUCUUUCGGCUGAGGAAUGUCAUCACUUCACGGCUAGUGAGUAACGGGGGAAGCAACCGGGGGAAUGGGAAAGGGGGGGAGGUAGAGGGAGAGGGUGGGGGCGACCAUGGGAAGAAGGCGGAGGGGGAGGGAUGGCUGCUGACAGUGACGCUGGUGCAAGGGGAGGGCGUGGGGGAGGCAGGGGCUUGGCAGCAGCAAGAGCGACCCUCUCACCUCACCAUUCCUAUUCAAUCUCUCCCCCACACCUGGGGCGACCAUGGGAAGAAGGCGGAGGGCGAGGGGUGGCUGCUGACAGUGACGCUGGUGCAAGGGGAGGGCGUGGGGGAGGCUGGGGGGGUGGGCAGCAAGAGCGACCCAUAUGUGGUGUUCACGUGCAAUGGCAAGACACGCACCAGCUCCGUCAAGCUGCAGACCAACCGCCCGGUGUGGAACGAGGUGCUAUCCUUUGAUGCAUUUGAAGACCCCCCAUCCACACUAGACGUUGAGGUGCUUUCCUUUGAUGCAUUCGAGGACCCACCAUCAACACUAGACGUGGAGAUCUUUGACUACGACGGGCCCUUCUCAGCGCCCACAGCGCUGGGGCAGGCCGAGGUUGACCUCGUGCUAUCCUUUGAUGCCUUUGAAGACCCCCCCUCCACGCUAGACAUUGAGAUCUUUGACUACGACGGGCCCUUCUCAGCGCCCACAGCGCUGGGGCAGGCCGAGGUGGACCUUGUCAGGUCUAGUGCCCAGGAACUGGCGGACCUCUGGGUGCCACUGCAGGGCGGGCCGAGGGUGGAGGCGCGCAAGGGGGGGAAGGCGCAGGGGCAGGGGCAGGGGGUGGAGGCGAGGCUGCAGCUGAGGGUGCUUCUAACGAGUACGAGUGAGGCAUCUCCUCCGAUGAUCAUUGAGCGGAUCAGCAAGCAGGUCGGCAAGGAGCUCUUGCGUAUCUCCGAUGAGAAGAAUACGGCCUUCCAUAAUUUAUUUGACCUGCCCGACAACGAGCCUCUCAUCAACGACUUCUCCUGUGCACUCAAGAAGAACCUCCUCUCCCAGGGCCGGCUUUUCCUGUCCCCGCGUCUACCAGCCUUCCAUGCAUCGCUGUUCCAAGGCCGGCUGUUCCUCUCGCCCCGACUGCUCGCCUUCCACGCGUCCCUCUUCCGAGUGCGCAUAAAGCUGGCGGUGCGGUGGGAGGACAUAGACGAGCUCAAGGAGAAUGCGCCCUCCAUCCACUCCAUCAACCGCCUCCUCAACCCCUCCAUCACCAUCUACGUCAACCCGGGCAGAGGGGGGCCCGACACGCGCAGCGCUGCUUAUGGAAUCGAUCCUUCUGGCCGCCUCAAGAUCCGGUUCCAGUCCUUCGCUCGCCCCACCAUAGCCUUCCGCCCGCCCUCCAUCCACUCCAUCAACCGCCUCCUCAACCCCUCCAUCACCAUCUACGUCAACCCGGGCCGCGGCGGCCCCGACACGAGCAGUGCUGCGUAUGGAAUUGACCCCUCUGGACGGCUGAAGAUCCGGUUCCAGUCCUUCGCUCGCCCUACCAUUGCCUUCCGCCUGCCCUCCAUCCACUCCAUCAACCGCCUCCUCAACCCCUCCAUCACCAUCUACGUCAACCCGGGCCGAGGGGGGCCCGACACACGCAGCGCCGCGUAUGGGAUCGACCCCUCGGGCCGACUCAAGAUUCGGUUCCGCGCUGUGGCGCCACAGACCGCUGCGGCGCUGCCCCCCAAGCAGGUUGUGAUGAACCCCCUCUCUCUCAUCCCCCCUUUCCCCCCUCCCCCUUUCCCCCCCAGGCUGAUAACAGCGCUCCUGAUAACAGCGCUGUGGCGCCACAGGGCGCUGCCACCCGAGCAGCAGCUGGAGCGAGCCAAGGAGGCCGCCACUGCUGCCCCUCGAGCAGGCUGGCGCUGCCCCCCGAGCAGGUUGCUGAUAACAGCGCUGUGGCGCCACAGAGCGCUGCCCCCCGAGCAGCAGCUAGAGCGAGCCAAGGAGGCCGCCACUGCCGCCGCUGCUGCAGAGGCGGGCGGGGCAGAUGCAGCGGCAACGGCAGGAGCAGGGGGGCCGGGGACAGGGGCUGGAGCAGGGGCAAGCGCAGGGGCAGGGGCAGGGGCAGGGGCAGGGGCAGGGGCAGGGGCAGGGGCAGGGGCAGGGGCAGGGGCAGGGGCAGGGGCAGGGGCAGGGGCAGGGGCAGGGGCAGGGGCAGGGGCAGGGGCGGCGGCAGGGGAAGGGAUGGUGCGAAGCGCUUCCCAGGGCUUUGGGGUUGGGAGUGGAGGGGGUGUGGGUGUGGGCGGAGCAGCAGGGGUGAAAGGAGGGGCUGGAGGGGGUGCUGUUGCUGGCAGUGGUGGUGGGGCAGUGGGGAGUGACGGGGAGGGAGUGGAGGAGCAGGGGGGGGUGUGCACAGACGUGUAUGAGAUGAUUGACUGCAUCAGCACUGCCGUGCCCAUGACGGUGGCCCAGUUCCUGGCGAUGACAGAGCAGCAGCAGCUGCAGCGCAAGGUGGCAGACGCCACGGGCCAGACCCACCUGGAGGUCUCCGAUUGGGUGGCUGUGGACGGCGCGCCGCCCGGAGCCGCCCGGCGCCAACGCAACAUCAAGUUCAAGUUCUCCCGCCAGAUGUCGCCGUUUGGGACCUCCGUGUCGGGCGUGCAGCAGGCCACUAAGGACGCGACACCUGGCAUGUGCACGUGGGCGAUGCUGGAGGAGUCGAUCACUCUGCAUCAAGUGCCCUUUGGAGACUACUUCCAGGUGGAGACGAAGAGGGAGCUCAAGUCACAGCAGCUUCUGAAUGGCAAUGAGGAUGUAAGUGCGGAGGAUAAGGCACAUAGACUGAACGAGCGUGUGUCGGAGCUCAAGACAACGGUGGGCAUCACAUGGCAAAAGCAGGCAAAUGAACGCACCCGUGUCAAGAUCAAGGCGAAUGUUGGUGAGUGGUUCAAGGAGCACAAUAAGAGAGUGCUGGACAUGGUGGUAAGGGAGGCCAUUGCAGCCACCCAAGGAGGUCCUGCCUCCCUCGCCGCAUCUCGCCGCAAUCCUCGUGGACAGGGCCGGGUUCGUCCACUGCUAUCGCCCGCCACCUACCGUCCAACUUUCCCCCACAUCCCCCCCUGCACAUCCGUCCCCACCACAUCCAAACCCGUUCCCCCACCUUCCACAUCCACCCUCCCCGCCACUUCCACCCCCUUUCCCCACAUUCACACAUCCACCACCUCCCUCACAUCCACUCUCUCUCCCCCCCUUCUCCCCCCCCAACCCCCCCACACAUCCAACCCCCCACAUCGCCGCAGGCGCACCUGGUUCCCGUCGGCGCAGCUGGCGGCAAUGCUGGUGGAGCGGGGCGGCUGCGAGUUCCCCAUCCAGCUGAACGCGCGCGGCGCGCUGGAAGGCCCGUGGGUGAACCACUCCUCGCACGACCCCCACGCGCUCCUCGACCUCGUCUCUCGCUCCUCCUCCUCCUCGUCCUCCUCCUCAUGGGAUAGGCGACACGCGUUUGCGUCGGACGCGGACGGGGGGAGGGUGGGGGAGGCGGAGUUUUACACGCCCGCGCGGUACCAGGCGCUGGGGAAGGUGGUGGCGGCGGAGGAGGGGGAGGACGACGGGAAGGCGCCGUGGGGGCACGUGGUGGAGGGGUUGCUGACGGCGGGCACGCUCAGCACGGGUAACCGACUUACUCUCGCGUUUGCUCGGCUGGCAGAGAGUCCGGGUGGAGGGGCUGUUGAUGACGGCAAGGCGCCGUGGGGGCACGUGGUGGAGGGGCUGUUGAGAGUGGUGGUGGGGGAUAGGGGGAUAAGAGGGGAUGGAGAGAUCUCUCCUGCCACAUACGUCACCUGCGUGCCUGGGAGCAAGCAGGGCAUCAGCAAGGGGCUGGGGAAGGCGGGCAUGGUGAAGCAGAUCAUGUUCCCUGCCAUGGCCGUCAACCCCAAGGUAACUCCCCAUGCCCCUGCAAUCCUCCCCACUCCACUGCAUUCCUCCCCACUCCACUGCAUUCCUCCCCACUCCACUGCAUUCCUCCCCACUCCACCGCAUUCCUCCCCACUCCACCACAUCCAUCUAUAUCUCAUUCCUCUGCUUCUCCCUCACCGCUUCCCCACUCCCCCUCCCCCCACCAAGGCCCAUGUGUCCCUCCCCACUCCCAUGCAUUCCCCCCCACCACCCUUUCCGUCCCCCCUCUUCCCCUCCCCAUCUGCAGAUGCAGCCAUGCUCAGCGCAUGUGCCCAUAGUGCUAGGUCGUGUGUACCUCCUCUGCGGCUCCUACCGUUGGCUUACCUCCCUCUCCCGCUCUCCGUCCCCCUCUCCGCCCCGCCCUCUCCACCCCCGGUUUCUCCCCCCCAUCUGCAGAUGCAGCCAUGCCUGGCGCAUGUACGAAUAGUGCUAGGGCGUGUGUACUUCCGCUACGGCUCCUUCCUGGAAGAUACGCGCAAGCUCAAGCGCAUCAACCUGGCAGUCAAGAUGAUCCUCCACGCCAUCACUGCCUACGACCUCCGAUGUGCGUCUCUGUCUAUACGAUCCCCUGUUGUGAAACGAGCUCCACUGCGAGCAGAGCUAUUCAUAAACGCGUGUGACAAGCCCGUCAGCUUUGACAACUCGCUCUCCUCCGGCUGCUCCGGCUUCCCAGUCUUCAGCACGCAGUGGACGCCCGGAUCCACGGACAUACUGUUCCCCGACCCCCUCGACCUCGACUACUCGCCCCCGGUUCAUGCGGAGCACGUGCCCUGGGCCAAGAAGGAAGGCAGGGCGGUGUGGCGCGGCAGCGGGUUUGAGUUCCAGCUGAAGCCAUACAACUGGGCCUCCAGCUUCCGCCUGCGCCUGCACCGAACCUCCGACUCUCGCCCGGACCUGCUCGACGCACGGAUCUCCAGCUUCGGCCCGAUAGACCUGGCCGACCCUAAAGAUAUGCUCAAGAAGAACGGCUUUGUGUUGGCGGAGGAGCUGGAGGAGGGGGUGAAGGAGAGCGCAUUCAAGUACGUGGUUGUGGUGGAUGAGAUGGUGGGCUCUCGUGACACGUGUCGCGCUCUGAGUGGCCAGCAGGCCAUUAUUCGCCACCAGUCGGGCUUCAUGCAGUAUUUCGAGCCACUCAUGCUGCCCGGAGUACACUACAUCCCCGUUACACACAGCUUCACGGACGUGGUGGCAGCAGUGGAGUGGAUGAGGCAGCACGACGACGCAGUGCACACCAUGCUGCUCAACGCAAACGAGCUCGCCUCCCACGUGUGCACGUGGCAAAGCCGAGUCCACUACUGGGCCGUGCUCCUCGCCAAGUACGCCGCUAGAGCCAUGGAAACCCCGCAAGCCGUUGCCGCGCCUACUGUUUGCCCGGGCGGCAAGGCUGUGGAUAUGACCAAGGUGAAGAAGGAGGUGAUGCAGCCAUGGAUAGCCAAGAGGGUGACAGAGCUUCUGGGCGUGGAGGAUGAAGUACUCAUCAAUUUCAUUCACAGUCUGCUCGACGGCAAGAAGGUGGACGGCAAGCAGGUCCAGAUUCAGUUAACCGGCUUCAUGGAGCGCCACACGGCGCGCUUCAUGCGCGAGCUCUGGUGCUUGCUGCUCAGCGCGCAGGCCAACGUCAGCGGCAUCCCGCAGAAGUUUCUCGACGAAAAGGCCGAGGAGACGAGGAAGAAGAAGGAGGCGGAGCAGCGCAUUUUGUCGGAGAUAGGGCGCAAGAGGGGGGUGCAGCAGGGCUCGUUGCUGGGCCCUGGCGCUGCCGCUGCUUCUAUCCCGCGAGUGCCUUUUGAUGUCUCCCUCUCUCUGCGGGUACCUCGCGACUUUGCGUGUGAAGACCAAGAGGAUGGGAGACAAGAUGCUGUAGGAGCAGCUGCUGCUGCUGCUGAUGCAGGUGGUGACGAGGGAAAGCCGGAGCAGGAUCAGGGCCCCUUGCCUCCGCCCCCUCGAAACCGCUCCCCCGCCCGCCGUCGCCAUCGCUCGCGCUCUCUCUCCCGGUCCCCUCCCCGCCACCGCCGCUCCUCGUACCGCUCCCCCCUGCCGUCGUCCUACCGCAGCAGUCGCUACCGCUCCCCGCCUAGAAGCCGCGGGUACCAGCGCGAGCGCUCGCCGCCAGGGGACUAUCGGCGCAGAGGGGGGGGGUCCCGGCGGCAGGAGUCGGUAUCGCCGCCCGCGCGUCGGUCGUCCCGGCAGGACGAGUCGUUCUCCCGGUACCCUCCGCCGCCUGGCCGGUCGAUGCGGGGGCGAGAGGAAGGCAGGUUCGACAGAGGACGGGGCGAGAGGGGGCGGGAGGUGAGAGAGUGGGAGGAGAGAGGGAGGGAGGAGAGGAUACGGGGUGAGCGACGAAUAGAUGAACGAGGCUCCGGAAAAGACAGGGGCACGUCGUUCAAACGGGGGGUUCCCAGUAGGGAUAGGGGCGGCAGGGAGGAGUAUGGCGACGAGGAGGAGGAGGAGGAAGAGGAGGAGUAUGAAGAGGGCGUGCGGGGUGGUGUGCGCAAGGAGGCUAGGAGAGGAGGGGUAGGGCGGCGAGAUGAGGAGGACGACGACGAGGAGGAGGAGGAUGGGGAAGGAGUGGAGGGUAGGAAGGGUAGGGCGGGUCGAUUGUUGGAGGAUGUGGGGGCAGACGAAGAGGUGAUGGUGAGGGGAAGGGGCCCGGCUGUCGCGGGGAGGGGUGCCAAGGGCGGCGCAGGUGCGGGCAGGGGUGGGGGCAGGGAUGGGGGCAGGGGUGGGGGCAGGGAUGGGGGCAGGGAUGGGGGCAGGGAUGGGCGGAGAGAUGGGGCAAGGGAUAGGGGCAGGGAUGGGGGGAGGGGUACGGGGAGGAUUGGGGGCAGGGAUGGGGACAGGGAUGGGGACAGGAAUGCGGGGAGGGAUGGGGGGAGGGAUGUGGACAUUCCAUCCCCUGGUGCUGAUGAGAGUGAGGGCGAGGAGCCGAAUGGCGUUCCAAAAGCUUUUGAAAGGUCUGGUGGCAGGAGGGAGGACGAAGGGAAAAGGGGAAGGGGUGUGGUUGAGGAGGGGGAUGAGGAGAAUAGGUGGGAUGAGGAUGGGGAGAGGAGGCAGGGUGAGAGGGGGAGGCAUGUCGCGCGUGGGGGGAAGGGGGGCGGAUACGAGGGGCGUGCGCAUGAGAGGCGAGAUGAGGAGAGGGGAACAGGAAGGGGGGAGGGGCGUGGAGGGCUGAGAGCAGGGUACGAGGAUGAAAGGGGCGGGGAGAUCCGAGAGGGGCCUAGGGGUUUUGGCAGCAAGGGACCUAGCAGCAAGGGAACUAGCAGAAAGGGGCCUAGCGGUAGGGAUGGGCCAGGGGAGGAUUGGGAGGAGGAGCGGGGUGCUGGAGCUGGUGCUGAUGCAGGCGCAUUCCACAUCCUAGCAGCGCUCGCCUUCUUCUGCGAGGGGAUGCUCUUCUCUCUUCACCCCACGGCUUGCUCCCCAUCCUCUCCUCACCCCUCUCCCCCCUCACCCCUCUCCCCCCUCACCCCUCUCCACCCAUUCCCACCCCUUCCCCCACAGCCUGCUCCCACUCCCCCUAGGCGCGUUCCACAUCCUAGCAGCGCUGGCCUUCUUCUCCUGCUCCCUCUUCCCCUAGGCGCGUUCCACAUCCUAGCAGCACUCGCAUUCUUCUGCGAGGGGAUGCUCUUCACUCUCCACUCCACGACCCACCACGGCCUCGAGCCGCGCUAUCACAUGCUGCUCGCCAUCGCCAUUUCUGCCUGUGUCGUGUGUGCUCUGCUGGCCGCUGCCAUGCCGCACUCCUUCCUGCUUGACGCGGUUGGCAGCGGCGCCAUUGUCCUGCAGGGCCUCUUGUUCUGGCAGACCGCCAUGUCUCUCUAUGGCCCCAUGGUGCCAGCAGGCUGCUACCUGGGUCCUGACACCGUGCACUGUGACUCCGAUGAAAGCGAGCAUCGAGCCGAGGCCCUUGCCGUGCUGCAAUUCAUCGCCCUCCUCGCCUGCACCCUCGUGCUCGCACUCGUGUAUUACGGUGCGGUUGCGAGCACUGCUCCUCGGCCGGCUCUUGAAUUUAUCCAUGCAACGCAUGCUGUGGAAUGCGGAGAGGGGGAGGGAAAGGAUGGUACUAGUGGGAGUGGGAAUGGUGGCAAGGGAGAGGUUGUGUUGGGGGCGCUUAGUGCGCAUGAGAACGGUAUGGACACAGAUGCAGGUGUAGACGAGGAGAAAGGGCUUCUAUCUUGA